AUGAACAAUGUUAUCACAGUAUUUUCUCUUCGUUCUUAUUCUUCAUUCUACGCGAUGGCCAAGCAUUCAAAUCCAACAUGGUAUCAGAGCUUGAAGAUCACGAUCUUCAAAUUACUUCUCUAAUUUUUCUGCAAAAUCAAUUCUGCAAUUGAUCUUCGUUGACUGUUCUUCCGAUUCACCUUCGCUGAUCUUCGCUGUGAUGACGACGACUUCUACGACUCUCAGCUCAUCCGAUCCUCUCUAUUUUCAUCCAUCAGAUCAUCCUGGCCUACUUCUGGAAUUGGAUGAACGCUAUGGUCAAUCCAAUGGUGCUAUGUUAUAUAAACUUCAAAAGGAAAUCAGUUCCACCUCUCAAGGGAAUCUGGACAUUGCAGGAUAUUACACCAAACUAAAGAAAAGUUGGGAUGAACUUAAUGCUAUCCUCUGUCUGCCAGAUUGUACCUGCGGUGCAGCUCAAGCUUUAAUCAAGCAUGAUCAGGAUCAGAAAUUGAUCCAGUUUCUAAUGGGCUUAAAUUCUACAUAUAACACAAUUCGUGGAAAUUUGCUCAUAAUGAGGCCCCUACCUACCCUAGAACAGGCAUAUAAUCUAUUGAUCCAGGAAGAAAAACAAAGGGAUAUUCAGCCUGUUAGUCAGAUUAUACCUGAUCAUGCUUCUUUGAGUGUCACUAAGCCUAGCUAUGGAUAUUAUAAAGGCAAACCAGAUGCUAAGAAAACUCUAUACUGUGAUCAUUGCAAGAAACCAGGACAUGUGGUCAACAAAUGCUAUAGGCUUAUUGGUUUCCCAAAGGAUUUCAAGUUUACUAAAGGGAAAAAUGCUUCAGCAAAUUCUGCUAACAUAGAGGAUUCUUCAGAGAAACAAUUUAAUCCAAAUUUCUGCAAACAGCUCCUGAAGUUGCUCUCCACUGUCCAGUCCAAUGGUUUCUCUCAAGAUAGCAACAAAUCACUUUCAGUAAGCCCUGAUGGUUUUCCCCAAAACUCCAUGGUUCACUCUGCUUGCUCAGGGCCCUUCCAUGAAGAGGCCACUGGUUCUUGGUAGACAAGCUGGAGGUCUAUAUUUCUCUCAAGCUUCUUCUGAUUCUUCUCAUCAACACUCCACCUCAAUUCCUCUCCAUACAAGUCCAGCUUCAUCAACUUUGUCUCCUUCUGUUUCGAUGUCUUCUUGUAAUUCCAAACAGAAAAGUAAUGAUGUUGUUAAACUUUGGCAUAUGCGUCUAGGGCAUUUACCUGCUUAUAAACUCAAAUCUGUAUGUCCUAUCAAUAAUGAGAGUUAUGAUUG
Messenger RNA from Cuscuta campestris, 1276 nucleotides. The record is from the annotation of a GenBank genome assembly. Lineage: Eukaryota; Viridiplantae; Streptophyta; Magnoliopsida; Solanales; Convolvulaceae.